AUGGCACGCGGCCAGACAGUUAAACGGAGAAGAUUGAGCCCCCCGGCUGACGAGGAGGCCAACGGAAAGGCCGAAUACGACGCCGAAUGGGACGUCGAGCAGGACUACGAGCAGCGCCCACGCAAGACAAACAAAAAAGCCAACGAGCGCACCCGGCUACCUAUUAAGACCUCGGAAGGAUUUGUCCAUGCUGAGGAGGAGCCUGAGGUUGAGGACGUGGCAGACGACACAGAUAGCUUUUUGGGCACUGACGAUGACGAGGACGGAGAAGGAGAGUCUGAGGUGGAAAUCGAGGAGAAAAAGCCCAAAAUUCCCGUGAAGGUCCAAAUUAUACAAGCAAAGGAAGACCUAGCUCGUAUUGCUACCUCGAUCAACGAAGAUCCCGAAGAAAACAUUGCCCUAUUCAAGACAAUGGCUGAUAUGGUGGAUAACCCUGACUCCCCCGUCACAGUCAAGAAGUUGGCUCUGGCCUCCCAGGCGGCUGUAUAUAAAGAUGUCAUUCCAGGUUAUCGUAUUCGCCCCCUCUCCGAAGAAGACAUGACUGGCAAGGUCUCGAAAGAGGUGCGCAAGCUCCGCAACUUCGAGCAGACCCUUGUGUCGGGAUACCGGAACUAUGUGAACAAGCUGGCCGCAUUGGCCAAGCCAGGUCGACAGGCGAUGUACCAAAAGGAUAAUGGUCUGAAGAGCGUUGCUAUUAACUGCGCAUGUAGCAUGCUCCAGGCAGUUCCACACUUCAACUUCCGUCUUGAGCUACUGAAGAUCAUUGUGAAUCGACUUGCACGGAAACAGGUAGAUGCCGACGUUGUGAGGUGUCGUGAGAGUUUGGAGGAUGUCUUUGAAAAGGACAACGACGGUGUAGUGUCUCUUGAAGCCGUCCGUUUGCUCGCAAAGAUGAUCAGGGCCCGUGAUUUCAAAAUCCACGAGAGUGUUCUGGACACAUUCCUUCAUCUCCGUCUGCUAGGCGAAUUCGGCCGACAGGCUUCGCAAAACCGGGUAGAUCGUGAGGCUGAGGAAGAGCCAAUUGGUGGGAAAAAGAAGAAGCAAGUGCGCGAGUUCCGUACCAAGCGCGAGCGCAAGGUCGUUAAAGAACGCAAGAUUGUUGAAAAGGACAUGAAACAAGCAGAUGCUCUUGUUUCCCAUGAAGAACGCGACAAGAACCAAGCUGAGACACUGAAGCUCGUCUUUGGUGUCUACUUCCGCAUCCUUAAGCAGCGUAUCCCCCAUUUGAUGGGCCCCGUGUUGGAAGGUUUGGCCAAAUACGCCCGCUUGAUCAACCAGGACUUUUUCGGAGAUUUGUUAGAGGCAAUGAAAGAUCUCAUUGGACACGCUGAACGUGACGAGCAAGGUGAUGAUAACGAGAACGAAGAACAAGAUGAGGACCCCAGAUCUGCUAUGAACGAUACAACGACUCGCGAUGCUCGCCGUGAGACCCUGCUGUGCACCAUCACUGCCUUUGCUCUGCUCGAGGGCCAAGACGCCAGCAAAGCCGCCUCCGCUCUCCAUCUGGACCUCAGCUUUUUCAUCAAGCACCUAUACCGCUCCCUCUAUGCUCUCUCCAUCAAUCCAGACGUCGAGUACAAUCCCAAAACAUCUCUGCGUCUUCCGGAUCCCUACGCCCAUGACCAGUCUGCCAUUCAAACCCGGUCACGGAACAAGGUCAAUUUCCAGACUCCAAUGGUUCUGCUCCUUCGCUGCCUCCAAUCCGCCCUAAUUUCUCGCGUCCACGGCAACCCUCCCCCGAACCGACUUGCCAGUUUCUCCAAGCGUCUCAUGACCACCUCGCUCCAGCUUCCUGAAAAAUCCGCCCUUGCAACCCUCUCGCUCAUGAGCCAGGUCUCAAAGAACCACGGUCGUCGUAUUGCGGCGUUGUGGCACACCGAUGAGCGCAAGGGUGAUGGUGUAUUCAAUGCGUAUGCUCUCGAUGUUGAGGGUACCAAUCCCUUCGCUGGAUCCAUAUGGGAAGGCGAGCUGCUGCGUCAUCAUUAUUGCCCCCAGGUCCGCACGGCAGCCCUUGAUAUUGAGAAGAUAAUGAGUUCAACAACUUAA
Molecule: messenger RNA, 2046 nt
Organism: Penicillium taxi
Lineage: Eukaryota; Fungi; Ascomycota; Eurotiomycetes; Eurotiales; Aspergillaceae
Product: nuclear export protein Noc3
Exons: 1
Coding region: 1-2046 (681 amino acids)
Biological process (GO): DNA replication initiation
Cellular component (GO): nucleolus
Molecular function (GO): chromatin binding
Source: RefSeq, a predicted model, not a curated record